Drosophila kikkawai is the source of this 9940-nucleotide messenger RNA. NCBI's taxonomy places the organism in Eukaryota, Metazoa, Arthropoda, Insecta, Diptera, Drosophilidae. The record is from RefSeq and is a predicted model, not a curated record.
AAAAUCUCAUUAGUGUGGCCGCGAAUUAAGUUUUACACGUUUUUCGUGCCCGCUGUUAAGAAACAAACGUUUGCGCUAGCGUAACUGCCUGAAUAUAGCUGGAAACGGUGCGGCAGUGAUUUUUAUCAGUCGACGAUAACAGCAGCAACUACGCAAAGUAUAAGAAUAACAAGAAGAACAACAACAAAAACAAAGCGAAGUGAAGGAAGGAGAGUAAGAGAGAUUGAAGAGAAACAGUGAGGAGAACGAGAAGUGAAGAGAAGAAAGAGUUACACUUUCGACUAACGCAAAAACGAUGAUGAACUGAAAUGUGCAAAUUUGAUGAACGUAAUUAUGCCAAUUCACAUAGCACCUUCGAUUUCAACGUGAAAAAUGCCGUCGCCGUUGUCACUGUUGUUGUUGCUACCACUGCGUUGUCGUCGUAAUUGCAAUCAAAUCGCAUCCUUGGCCAUUCUCCUACUGUCGGCGCUGUCAGCCAAAAUCCACGAGGAUCAGGUAGAGCAGCGGCGGGCGGAGGAGGAGGAGGAGGGAGCCGGAGCCAGAGCGGCAGCGAAGGAGCAGAAGCUCGAGGCGGCGGGGUUGAGGGAGGGUGUCGAAACGGAUCCAGAUCGGGAUACACCGUAUAUAGCCACAAAAGUUGCUAAUCCACACCCGCCGAUCCGCACCAGCAGUGGCAUUACGUCUGCCAGGGGAACGGGCACAGGGGCUGCGUUAACCAGCUGGCAGAGCAGCCACAGCCACCGCAGCCCCGGUGCUAACUCAUCGGCGCAGGAUCAGGAGCAGGUCCACAUCCACAAGGAGCACCAUCUCCAGCUAACAGCACCCUCAAUAGUGAGUAGAGGAGCCGGAGCAAAAGCAGGCACAGCAACAACGCUAACAACGAAGCCAGCGCAUCGGAGUAGAGUCAACAGCAGCAGCAGCAGUAGCUCUAGCAGCACAAAUCCCUGGCUGCCAUUGGCCAACUGCAGUUGGACAGCCGGACUAGGAGUAGGAGUAGCCGUAGCCGCAUCUAUAGCAACCUAAGCAGCCAAUUCCACACCAGAGCCACAGCAAAUAGAAACGUUCCACACACCACAACCCACACCACCAACACCCAACCACACAAACUCUAACAAACCAAGCCAAGCAUCAGCCAACCGCCAAGAUGUCGAAGCUAUCGUUCAGAGCCCGCCACCUGGAUCCGUCCAAGCAGAUGCCCAUCUACUUGGCGGAGGAGCUGCCCGACCUGCCCGAGUACUCAGCCAUCAAUCGGGCGGUGCCGCAGAUGCCCAGUGGCAUGGAGAAGGAGGAGGAGUCGGAACACCAUCUGCAGCGCGCUAUAUGCACGGGCCUGAUCAUCCCCACGCCGGAGGUGCUGCAAACGGAUCAGCCCUUUUACGAUGCCUACUAUCCGCCAGACUACAAGAUGCCCCGCCAAAUGAUCCAUAUGCAACCGCUUGGCCUGGACACCGAGGUGCCCGACUACGACAUGGACAGUGCUGAUGAGGACUGGCUCAGCCAGCAGCAGCGUCUGGAGCUCACCGAACUCAAGUUUGAGCAGAUGAUGGACCGGCUGGAGAAGAGCUCGGGCCAGACAGUGGUCACGCUAAACGAGGCAAAAUCCCUGCUUAAUCAGGACGAUGAGACCAGCAUAUCGGUCUACGAUUACUGGCUGAACAAGCGCCUCAAGAUGCAACACCCGCUGAUCCUUACGGUUAAGACAGAGAGUCGUCCCGGCGCCAGCUCCAACAAUCCGUAUUUGGCUUUCCGUCGGCGCACUGAAAAAAUGCAAACCCGCAAGAAUCGUAAAAACGAUGAGGCCUCCUACGAGAAGAUGCUCAAGCUGCGACGCGACCUGCAGCGCGCUACCACUAUACUGGAGAUGGUGCGGCGACGCGAGGAGACCAAACGCGAUCAUCUCAAGAUGACGGUGAAUAUCUUUGAGAAGCGCGUGGAGAUGCGUGACUUCAACGGUGCUGUCUACUCCGAGCUGAAUGCUCAGUAUAAGAACACAAGACCCGCGUAUAAUCCUUUGUAUACGAAUCAAUACUCACAAGGGGCGGCGGCGGUGGGAACGGCUGGUGCCAUUCUAGCCGCCCUGCCCACGGGUCUGCUGCCAAGCGGUGGCGUUGGAGCGGCGGGCAAUGCGAAUGUCUAUGGAUCAGCGUCGCAGUACCUGAACACGUCGAAUCUGACAAUGGAUGCCAUCACCAGUGGCAGUGGCAAUGGGAGUAGCAGUCGCAAGGAGAAGCGUCCGUACAAAAAGCGCAAGCACAAAUUGCCCCGCGACAAGCAGCAGCACCAGCAGCAGCAACAGUCAUCCCAGCAUCAGCAGCAACACCAGCAAUCGCAGCAGCAGCAACAACAGUAUUUGCCGGGCCUGUCGGCUACGGCGGGUAGCACCGCCGGUGUGUCGCCAGCUCAUCACCUGCCCCACCAUAUGCACCACCUCAGCAGGCAGCAGAGCUCCUCGCCGGCUGCCAAUGAUUCGGUUGUGGAUAGCGAGGAGGAGGACUACUUUGGCGCCGGUGCCCAGAAUGGCAACAACAACAAGCUGGGCUCCGAAAGCGAGGAGGAGGCGCCGUUUGCAUUUAGGCGCAGGUCGAGCUGUAUUUACCUGCCGACACGUCAACGAGAUGGCCGCUGGCCAUGGGAGUCUGCCGAUGGGGAUGAGGAUGAGGCUGUGCCGUCCAGAGGAGCCUGCUCGGAUGCCAAAUAUCGUUACACCUUGACCUCUCUCAACUAUCCCAGGCCACGCUGCAUUGGGUUCGCGCGUCGUCGUUUGGGUCGUGGAGGUCGCAUCCUCCUGGACCGAGCCACAACGAAUUUCGAUGAUUUUUGGUCGCAGCUGGACUACACGGUAAUGGAGAGCCUGGUGGUUGACAGAUGUGGCGGGGACAAGCUCAAGCAGGAGCAUUCCGAGCCGCUGUCCAAGCCCAGUUCACCGCCAACUGUUGUGGAUUUGUUGCCUGCCGGAAAACCCAUCGAAGGCGAGCUGCCGCCUCUUGCUACUCCGGAUCUGAUUAAAGUGGAACCUGCCAGCGAUGUGGAGAAACCAACAGCAGCGGCGGUGGAACCUAAUCCUGAGAGCAAGGUGAUGGAUUUAGAGUUGGAGGAGUGUCCUGAGAUGGAGGUGGAGGAUGAAGACAUGCCCACCGACGAUGAGAAUGUGUCCCGGUUGGGUAUAUACAGUUCUGCGGUUACGUUGCCCCAAAGUUCGCUGGAUCUGCGGCAGAAACGUCGCCGCCUGCGUCGCAAAAAGCAGCAAAUGCGCGAACUGAACGCCGCCAAGCGUCUGAAGCGAUCCUCCGAGGUGGUGGCCAAUGCCGGCGAGGAUAAUAUGCCGCAAGAGGAAGAGGCCAAGCCAGCUCUAGGUCCUCUGCCGCGGGCAUAUCUCCAACGAUUGGCCUUGGUUCUGGGCCAGAAACUCAAGAAGGAUAAGGAGGACGAGGUGGAGGCCAGCAAGGAGAAGCAAGUUUGUGAGAAUCUGGCGGCAGAAAGGCUGGAGAAGAAGGAUCAGGAGCUGGAGCCAACACGAGCCAAUCAUCAGCAGCAGCACCACCGUUCCAAUAACAACAACAAUACCGUGUUGAACAACAACAACAAGAACAGCAGUAGCAGCAACAACAAUAGUAGUAGUAGUAGUAGUGUUAUGAAUAAGGAUGUUAGCAUUAGCGAAAAAAUUAAUGUGAUAAAGCAGGAGGCGGACGAGGAAGUCGGCAGCUCGGAGGAUCAACCGGUGGCCUCAACCUCGGCAGCAGCGGCCGCGGCACGAGCCGCCGAAGCAGCCGCUGCAGCGGAAGCAGCCGCAUCCUCAACGACGACGACGACGGUAGCCUCCGAUGGACUCUCCGUAGAGGAAGUGGCCAAGACGAUAAAGCGUGAGCUGAUCGAUGCCGACGAUUCCAACGAACCGCUGAGCAGCAUUCGCACAGCCGCCGCUGUCCUUCAGGAUCCCGUGCCAGAACUCAUGGACGAUGAGGCCGAGGACGAUGUUAAUCUCGCCCAGCUGAGCAGCAUUAUCCGGCACACGGCGGUCAAAAAGGAGCUGGAGGCGCAACAACAUCAGCAGCAGGUGGUGCAGCAACAGAUGCAGGCCGCCCGACGUGCCGAGGAGGAGGAUGCGGUGCCCUGCCUGAACCAGCUGCCCGAUGUGAUUCGCCUGCAAAAUCUGCGCAACAGUCAGCUUCAUGCGCCGCGACCCAAGGAUCUGUUUAUCCAACCGCCGGCCGAGGAAGAAGCAGACGUGGAUGCGGACUACCUGGGCGGCCUUUCGCCCACCUCCAGCCAGCGUUUGGAUAUCUGCAACGAGCUGCUCUCGGAGAUUCGUCGCGAUUGGCUGCACUUUCGGCCAAAAACGCCCACGGAUGAGUUGUCCGACGACGGCCAGGAGGAUGCGGCGGGCAAGUCCUGCAAUGGCAAUGCCGUGGACUGGACCCAGGACACACCCAUCAGCGUGGAGCUUAAUCGCUUGGGCAAGCUGAGUACCGCCGAGGAGCUGUCCGAGUCCAACUCGUACUUCUUGAGCAGCGCCUUCAAGUACUCGGAUCUCGAGGCGGAUGCCCAGCUCCUCCAGACGGUUCAGGCCCAGGACUAUGCACGCGGCAGCAGCAAGAGUCCCAACUGUUCCGGCUCGGGCAAUGGAUCUGCUCUAGAGUUCAACCUCAGUGGCGGAGACUCGCUGAACGACAUCAAUAAUCUGCUGGGAGAUGACGAGGACGAGGACGACAACCAUGAGCAUAUGCUGGACAACAUCCUGCAGGAGUGCGCCAUGGAUGAUCCCAAGGCGUUGAAUCAGGCGACCAGCUUUUGGAAUGGCAUUCUCGAUGGCGAGGCGGCGGUGGAUGAAGUGGAAAUGGCCGACCAGCUUUUAGACUGCAUCGAUGAGAAGAAGCCAAAGGUGGGUGGAGCGGCGGAAGCCGCCAAGCGCGCUGGUCGCAAUCGCAAGACGAGAUUAGCGCAAUGCCCGCUGGGCAGUUCCACCUUUACCGUGUGUCCCACGGCGGAAACGCUCAAGGAGCGGCAGCUGUUCUUUAGCCAGGCACCGCCGCCUGAGCUGGUCACGCCCAAAGAGGAGCCGCCCACGGAGAUGGAGCAGCCCGAGCAGCAGCAGCAGACGCAGGCACAGGCACAGGUCAUGGUUAAAGAAGCAUCACUGGUGACUGUAAAAGUGGAACCGGCGCUGGAGAAGCCUCAGGCAACGGAGAUUGUUUCCGUUGCUGUGGCAACCCAGGCAGCGCAGCAGCAACAGCUGCCUCCACAAGCCACCAUUGCCCUGCCCACGGCUCAGCUGAUCAACAUACCCGCCCAAAUAACCACCCAGCAACAGAAGCAGCAACAGCAAACGCUUCAGCCUCAUCAGCAGCCCCAGGUGGCGCAGCUGCUCAAUCAGUUCGCCAAUGCCAGUCCCCAGAUCAUAGCACGCACCGAGUACGGCGGCGGAGCAGCUGUGGGUGACAUUGUGACCAUUACCCCGCACACCGGCAGCAGUCCCCUGCCCGCUCUCACCGCCCAGCAGCAGCUGCAGCACCAGCUGGCUCAGGCCCAGCUCCGGAACGUAACCGUCCAGCAGCGGCAGGCAACGCCUCAGAAUCCCAACCAGAAUCAGAAUCCCCAACAGCAGCAACAGUUGCUCUUCCAGAUGCAGCGGGACGCUUCGGGACAGCGUUCCCUGACGCCCCUCCAAGCAGCCGGCGCUGGCGCCACGGGAAACCACAUGAUCUAUACCACCAGCAGCGGCGAGAUUGUCACGGCGGCAGCUGCAGCGGCGGCCCAAAAGGUCACCUAUGCCAUCCAGAAGACGACGGGUGUGCCUGGCGGUGGCGGAAGUACCACAGCUUCCAUAGGUCCCAACACGGUCAUCACGCUGUCCAAUGUCAAGGUGCAAAACGAUGAUGGCUCCUCGGGCGGCAAUGGCAGCACGGGAUCUAGUGUAAAUAUCAUCAAUACGGCCAGUGGCCAGCAGCUGGCGGUGCACAGCAUAGCAGGAUUGCAGCAGCAACAGCAAGGUCAGCAGCAGGUACAGCAGGUGACCACCGGCACGCCAUUGAUUAUUACAACACCCACGCGGAACAAUGUCCAGCAGCAGCAGCAGCAGCAACAACAGCAGCAGCAGCAGCUGGUGCAGCAGCAACCGAUUGUGUGGCGGCAGGUGAGCGGAACCAACACGGCAGUGGCCACCACAGCAGUGCUCUCCACCACGGUGGACUCCUCGCCAGUGGCGGUGAGCAAUAAGAUUCUGUGGACGAGCAGGGCCACCCAGAAGAGACAGCUCAAUGGACCGGAGAAUACAGACAUCAACAAACUCCUGCUGAAUCGCAAGUUCUUGCGCAAGCAACUGCAGCAACAAGAACACCAGCAGCAGCAGCAAAAAAUCCAGCUGACCAAGCAGCAGCUCCAGCAAUUGCAGCAUGAGGAUCUUGAGGAACUGGUGGCCACCACUCCGGGCAAUAGCAGCGAUCAAGUGGAAUCAAGCGAAGCUCUGCUGCUGCAACAGCAGCAGCUCCACAAGCUCAACAAGGUGUUCAAGAUGUCGCAGUUCCCUCUAUUGGUCUCGGACGUCAAUCUGCAGCAGCAGCAACAGCAGGCAGGAAGCAACCAGCAGCAGCAGCAGCUCAAGCCCAACUCAGCGGCUGCCAUAGCAGCCAAUCACAACUAUAGCCUGCAUCCCGCCUCCACAGCAAUCAUCACAACCCAGGCGGGACCGCAGCAGGCCAACAAGAUCUUCCUGACGAGCAGCAGCAACAGCACUAGCGGAGGAACUGCGGGCAACUUCACCAUUGCCACGCCUGGAGAACUGCAAGCAGCGGCGGCAGCGGGACAGAAGCUGCACUACAAGGAAAUCACCACCAACUCCAAUCUCAAGCUGAACUUUGUGAGCAGUUCGGGUGGCGGAGAGGGACCGCAGCAGGUGGGCGCCACCACAGUAGUGCUAAACAAGUCCCAGCAGCAGCAGCAACAACAGCAGCAACACCAGAAGCUCAAGACCCUGGCCACCGCUGGGAACUCGCAACCAGGACAAGGAGGCGACAAGCGGGUGCUGUACACCAGCCUGCUGAAUGUGAAGCCGCUGCAGAAGAACAACAGUGGCCAGAUGCAGAUGCAACUGGGUCCGGGUGGACUGCAGCAGGUGCUACGCGGACGCCUCAACAAUUCGGCGAUUAUAACCAGGACCCUGCCGCUGGGCACCACGGUGAACAGCACAGGCGGCGGAGCAGUGGGCCAGGCAACGACCACCACCAUUAGGCAGCUGGUGGCCACAAAUGCCAACAAUGUGGGCUCCCAGGAUGGAGGCAACGGCGGCGGCACUCUAUUGAGUGCCAAGGAUGUAGGCAAGGCCCUGACCGUGGAGCAGGUGAUAGCCAGUGCCAAUAAUGGCGGAGUGGUGCUGCCCACCAGCAACAACAACAACAAUAACAACAACAAUGGCAACGGAGGGAAUGGAGGAGGAGGAGCUGUGACCACCACAGCAGGUGGAGGCGUUAAUGCAACCGGUGGAGCAACUGGCGCUGGAGCAGGAGGCGGAGCAACGGGUGUGACAACGUCCACGAUCAACAGAUGAGACGCGGAUGGAAGCGGCAGCAGCAGCUAACAUCGAAUGCAACCGAAAACCGUGCAACUGCCCAGCGGCACAUUGCUCAGCUUGAAGCCGGAAGCGGAAGCCCAGGCGGUGGCCAUAGCCCUGCCAUUGUCAGCAGCGGCGGAUGGCCAAAUGGCCUUGGGCCAGCUCCUGCAGCAGCCCAACAAUUGCUGCUGUGCCCUCUGUUUGGUGAACAAAAGCAGCAGCGAGAUCCUGAACUAAAUUUUACAGAUGUUUCCCAGAAGGGAGAGACAACUGUAAAGUAGAUCUUGUAAGGAAGUGAUAGAGGGAGAGAGAGCGAUGGGGAGGAGAUAUUGUAUAAAUUAGAGCCACCAUUAACAAAGUUCGCUUAAUUUUCAGAUUUUCUAUAGCUAUAUAUAGAGAGAAGCAUAUGUGUGUAUAACGAUUUAGGUCUUAUUUUUCAAGAUCGCCUAACCUAAACCCUAAACGAAAAAACGAAAAACCCAUGAUAAGAAUUAAAUUAAUAAAAGCAAAAUAUAUAUAUUAUAUGUACAAUGUAUAUCGAGGAGAACUUUUGGCUCUUAAUCUCUCUCAACCAAACCAGCAUCCUCCCUUCCUCCCUCCAUUCCUCCUCCAUCCACCCAUCCAUCCAUGCAUCUUCCCAAACGAAUCAGCCAGCAAACAACUCAAGUGUUAAAUAGCAAAACUGUACAUAUUCGAUAAUAAUUGCAAACGAAACACACGCGAAAUAAUAGUAACUGCAAGAGAUAAUUGAUUAAUGGAAUGAAACUAUGUUUAGUGAUACGAAUAGUUGUAACGAUGGGGAGAGGUGACUCCUCUCCUCCGGCCCAGGCCGUUUCAGAACCACGCGCUUUAGCCGGGCAGCUCGCUGGGCGACCAUAUGCCCUCUUGAGGGACUUGGUCUGGACACGAGCAGCCCGAGGAAAAAACAAAAACAAAACAAAAAAAAACACAUUUUUCAAUGUACGUAAAUUAAAUUAACUUAUCCUGUAACUUAAAAGCGAAACAUAAAAAGCAAAAAAACUACAUUUAGUUACAUUUUAACUAAGGAACACACGCAACUUCAGAGGCAACCGCUCGCGAGAGGGAGGGAUGUGGAGUUGCAGGACACACACUAUUAUUGUAUGCUAUUAAUAUUAUUAUUUUUUAUACAAGGUAAUAAUUUUAAUUGUAUUCGUGUAAUUGCAAAAAACAAAAACAAAACGAAAGAGCAGGCUAAUGCUUCAUCAUAAUAGUAACGAUAAUAACAGUAAAGCCCUAAUGAUAACGAUAUAAUAAUAAUAAUAAUAAUGAUAAUAUUUUAAAAAGAGAUCCAAAAGCGAGUACGGAAAAACAAAACCAACACAUUUAAACAAUAAUAAUAAUUAUGUAGCGAUGUAAUUUCGUAGUAUGUAAAAAUGUAGAGCGGUAAGAAGAGCGUAAGCAAGAGCGAUAAUAAAAUGGAAAACAAAUUGCAACUUAAACCAAGCAACAAAAAAAAAAACUCUGAUUAAAUCGAAAUUCAUCAUCAUCAUCCUUGUCAUCGUCAUCGUUAUAUUGUUUCGAUAUUGUUUAUCGUUUCCUGCCAGAAAAGAGCUGGGAAAGAAUUCGUUUUUUUAGCGUAUUCUUUUUUUAUUUUUUAUAGAAUUAUUUUGUAUCGUUUCUCCGAAAAAUAAAGAUAAAAAUAACUUAUACUUUCAAUAAUAUAUCGGUGAUAGAUCACAACCCAAUGAAUCGAUCUUGAAAUCGAUUUUCUCCCAGCUCUUUAGGACUGCAUGUUAUUUAUCUUGUAUCUCUCUCUGUGUACCUAGAAUGUGUAGCAUUGGAUUGAUGUCUUCUUCGACGACCUACCUUCCUUCGCUCCUCCAUAAGCUCCAUAUAUUAUUCAUACCAUAUAUACCGAUUGUGAUGCGUAUAACAUUUAUGAUUUGAUGACAUUUUCUGCAACAGCAAAUACGGGUAAACACACGAAACACGAAACUCUCUCUAAUUAACCACAUAGCGGCAUAGUAAACCCAUAUAUAAUAUAUAUAUAAAGUGUAUAUAAACAUUAAUUACAGAUAUAGGACGGAGGAAACAUUUUGAAAUUGAAAUUUCAAGGAGCCGAGAAAUCAUAGCUUUGACUUUGUAAGAGUUUUUUAACUCCUUUUUGUCUAGAUCUUUACCCCACAACCUGUAUAUAGUUAUGAUAAAUAACAAUAGUUGUAAAAGACAGACAGCCUGGUACUGAAUUCCGUCUGAGUUCCAUUAACCUUUCCUUUGGAAAUAUUUUCGACCAGCACAAAAAGAUAUUACCCUCUUGGUUUUGUUUUUAAACGGAAUUCGGUGAAGGAGGGAGGCUGGUUGGAUAUUCAUAUUUUUUAUAUGUACUUAACAGUUUUUAAACUUCUUCUUUUGCAUGAAGUGUAAACACAAGAAAGA